AAUAGCAACUCUAAAGGCAAACCUUUUGUGCUUUCUGUUUACGAUUAUUAAAUAUUCUUUUUCUUGUUAAAUUUAUUAAAUCAUUUCGUAGAACAUUAGAACCACAUUCCGUAACCAUGACCGAUGAUGUCAAACGAUAUUUCAACAGUCUCAUGCAAAAGAUAGUAGGUCUGCAAUCGGUUUUGGUUACCGACCGUGAUGGCAUUCCAUUGAUACGUGUCGCCAACGAACAUGCACCGGAACUGGCAAUGAAGCCCUCGUUCCUCUCCACAUUCACCAUGGCAACCGACCAAUCGAGCAAACUAGGUCUGGGCAGAAAUCAGACAAUCAUCUGCAUGUACUCCAACUAUCAGGUGGUUCAAAUGAACAAAUUGCCGUUGAUCGUCACGUUCAUUGGAAGUGAAACUUGCAAUACAGGCCACAUCCUGGCUUUAGAGUCUCAAAUCGAUAAUUAUUUAGACGAUGUAAAACAAGCUGUAAUCGAGGCGUAGCCAUAUGGCCCGUAAUAUAAUUUCAUUAAUUUUUUAA
Messenger RNA from Bradysia coprophila, 528 nucleotides. It is a transcript of the gene Lamtor3, whose product is annotated as Late endosomal/lysosomal adaptor, MAPK and MTOR activator 3. Gene Ontology annotation, biological process: cellular response to amino acid stimulus; positive regulation of TOR signaling. NCBI's taxonomy places the organism in Eukaryota, Metazoa, Arthropoda, Insecta, Diptera, Sciaridae. Gene Ontology annotation, cellular component: Ragulator complex. The record is from RefSeq and is a predicted model, not a curated record.